CCUCCGGCGUGCAACUCGAUCUCCGCCGUGGGAACUGUUCUCCUUUGAAAUUAGCCAGCGUUUGUGUCCAAGUUUCGCCGGAAAUGUUUUCAAAAUUGGCAACUAUUUAGCCCGCGUUGGUGUUUGCGAAGAAUGUAACAACAUCUCAAGGGAAACCCUUAGAUAAACAGCCUCAAGAUGUCAGAACUUUUGUUGAGGCGGCGGAUUCUGUUGAUGGUGUUACUCUGUGCUGCUCCACUGCGAAACGCACCUUUCGGCGGAGCAGCAGCAACAGCGGCAGCCACCACAACUGGGGACCAGCAGACCCAGACCCAGAGUCGUGACCUCCGAAUUCCGGCGGGGUGGCAAAGCGACUGGGAGUUGGAUCCGGACUGGGAAUCCAUGGACAACGGCCCGCCGCCGCCGACGUCACGCGCCUUCGACGAUGACCUUUACCCCAACGACAACGGAAAUCCCCCCCGACAGCCGAAAUCGAGCAUCACGGAAAUGGACAAGCAAUUGUUUGGCAGCUAUUUUCCAGCGUAUCCGGAAUUUUUGGGCCGCCAGUGGCAUUUGCAGCAGCUCAAGCAGCUGCAGGUGCAACAGAAGUGGCAAUCUCCGCCAGUCAAGGCCAAGCGUACGCCCAUACAGUGGCCACCACCGGGCGAUGGUGAUGAGGAGCAGCAGCAGCCAGAGCCUGGGGAGCCACGUUAUCCCUUUGCCUACGCCUACAGCUUGCCCUGGAAGCGCAAGCACCGCUACAUGCCAUCGAUCAGUGCUGGAGCCAUGACCAAUUUGGGUGACUUCUUCAACCGUCUGGAGGCGAAUGUGCGCUUCGCGGAGCAAUCCCAGCUGGGUGAGUCGGAGACACGGCUGCUGGAGGGCAAGCAUCCGCAUCCGCUACAACAUUUACCAGCAAUGCCGCCCGCCGAAGGCUCCGAACCAGAUCCCGUCCAGCAGCAGGAGCAGGAUCGUAAGACAUCCAAGCUGCUCCAUGCCCUGCGCAGCUACCGGCCCUCGCAAAAGAUACGAUCUUUGGUGUCGCGCAAUCCGCAGGGCUAUCGCUCCCAGCUCAUUGAUCCCAGCUACAUGUGGCUGGGCCUGGGCAAAUGACCAAGAGUCCAGGGCCAAGCAUCCAUCCAGAAUGAGCUACUACCAAGGUAGUAACCACAACGAAAGCCAC
Molecule: messenger RNA, 1162 nt
Organism: Drosophila kikkawai
Lineage: Eukaryota; Metazoa; Arthropoda; Insecta; Diptera; Drosophilidae
Source: RefSeq, a predicted model, not a curated record